GUACUACCCAGAGACGCUGGGGGUCCAGUUCUUCCUGAACACCCCACCCAUCUUCCUCGCAAUCUGGCGGCUCAUCAAGGACUGGAUAGAUCCGGUGACAGCAAGCAAGAUGCAUCUUUUGGGAUCGGACUACCAGGGCACUUUGCUCCAGUACAUCGCUCCGGACCAGCUCCCUGCGGAGUACGGCGGGACGAACUCUUUCCAAGGGCUGAACACGCAGCGAAGCCUCCCGGAGAUCCAGAGUUACUACGCGAUCUUUGAGGGUGCUGCAGAGGCUCUUCCUGGACGGAGGCAGAGCUCGGCUUCGUUGAGCCGCGCUUCACGUAGCCGCACCGAGACUCUAUCGCCGCAGUCUGGGCAGAAGAAGUCCUUCAGCUGGCUGGCCGCGCUGCUCUCCAUCCUGCUCGUG
Messenger RNA from Symbiodinium sp. CCMP2456, 409 nucleotides. The record is from the annotation of a GenBank genome assembly. Lineage: Eukaryota; Dinophyceae; Suessiales; Symbiodiniaceae.